Messenger RNA from Parastagonospora nodorum SN15, 261 nucleotides. RefSeq lists its product as hypothetical. NCBI's taxonomy places the organism in Eukaryota, Fungi, Ascomycota, Dothideomycetes, Pleosporales, Phaeosphaeriaceae. The record is from RefSeq and is a predicted model, not a curated record. The coding region runs from base 1 to 261 and encodes 86 amino acids. The transcript is spliced from 2 exons.
AUGAUCGGCUCUGAUACACUAGUUACGCCCGAGCUCUUCACCGUCCUUCUUGACAUGCGGAUGACCGUGCGGGACGCUGCCGUCAAUGGCGCAUUGCUGCAUCAGAACUCCCGAGGUCGACUCAAGCUUGAGGUUGGAGCGAUUGUGCGGUGUACCGCCCUCGACAUUGUGCCGAUGAAGACUGCAAUUGCACAAGGAAAAUUGAAGCUAACGAGGGAUCUGUCCAUCGCCGCGCGCGAACAGGCACCCCGCCGGGACUGA